AAUGCCGAGAUGUACAAAAGGUCGAAUGUCAAAGCGUUCGUAUAGCAACUGGCUUUUUUGUUAACACGAGUUCGAUUUGAUCAACUGGUUUAAUUAGUUAUUCUGAGCCGAAACGCAAUGGGAUGAAUUAAGAUUUAUAGAAGUUUAUAUUCAUAAUUCAGACAUUUAAUUCAAAAUGGAUUUUUUUAAAAGAAAAAAGUGGUUGCUACGGCAACGCAGACGGUCAAAAACUUAAAGAAUAGCAGAUUUCCAGUGAAGAACGGCAGUGUCAGCAUUUUAAGUGUUGCGCACGGAUUUCAUUGUUUAUUUUAAACUUAUCGUCAAAGACUCCAUUUUGAAUAUUGGUAGUUCACCUUUCCGGGAGCAGCCAUCUUUUCAACCUAGGAGUUCUUGAAAUUGUAUAAAAUUUGUGCGUCAAGAAUCAAGAUUAUGAAAAGGAAAGCAAAAAUUCGAAAGACAACCAUGUUAGUUUUCGGAUUAUACGAAGGAGAGCGGUGCUCUCUAGAUGUACCUAUAGGGACGUUAGUUGGUAAUGUGAAAAAAUUGUUUCAGGCUAAAUUUAAUAUUUACAUUGAUGAGUUGAAUAAAAAGGAUCGUAAUAUCCUGGUGCUCCAUUAUGGCGGAGCAGAUUUGGAGGAAUCAUGGUGUUUUACUGACCUCGGUAUUCCCGCGGGAUCUACUAUCAGGGUUAUCAUAAAAGAAGAAGUGAAACCCGUGUUAUUCAUCUAUUGUACUUACAACGAUGAAAAUAUCGAAAUUAUUGAUAAAGAUUUGUCUGUACCGUUACUAAAAAUUGAGGAUUUGCGCACGCUCUGUGCUAAGAAAUCUGGACUUCCGGUAUCGGUGUUCCGUCUUGUGUAUAACAAGAAAGAACUGUAUGACGACCACCAGCUCUUCGACUAUGGUGUAGAAGCAGGCCAUACGAUAAGAUUAGAGAACUGGGAUGGAUGGAAUGAAUUUAUAAAUCUUUGUAUUAUGGGAUUUACUCCCCAAGUGAUGGCUCAAAUAUCAUCGGAAGAAGUCAUAGCUCGAUUUCAAAUGAAAGUGGCAUUAUUUAUUGCGGCACAUUAUGGAAACGUAGAUCUAGCUAGGUCUCUUAUAAAGCAAGGCAUCCGUUCAGAUGAACAAAUCGGAGAACAUCCCCUCCGGCAAUGGAUGAGAAUGGAACCACAUAUCGAAACAAAGAAAGCACCGGUGCACGAAGCAACUGAAAAUAAUCAGCUUGGUGUUUUGCGAUUAAUGGUUAAUCACGAUAUUACUUGCGUCAUGGCUAAAAAUGGAAACGACCUUGCGCCACUUAAUAUCGCCUUACGUCAAAAAGUUAAACCAUGCGCCUCGUUUCUGCUAACAAGGCAAUGGUCAAAGGUUUCUGUUGGUAAAUUUGGUGCAUUAUCUGUUCAAACGUUAAGUAAAGUUAAAGAAUGGGCUACCAUUGCAAAAGAAAGAUGUUUCGCAAAGUAUGGAACAACAAGAUCAUCUUUGAAGAAAAAAUCAUUUACUAGUGGACCACUGGUCAGUUUUGGUCUACCCGUCGUCAAUGGCGUUACUGAUAGCCCAAUGACCGGAAAACCUCGAUCUGAACUCGGAAGCAUUCGGAAAAAAUCGUUUUCUGUAUUUCAAGAUGUCUAUGGAAUCAACAAGGAAGAUCCUGAACAAUACUUUAAACAGAUGUCAGCAGUUACAAACUAUAAAAAUAUGAAACUACAGAAAAAUACCAAGUGGGGCAAUAUUCUGGAUAGAACUGAUAUGGGGACACGAUUUAUCACCGGUAUUAAAUCUACUAUUGAAGAAUCAGAAGACGAGGGAUCUGCUCUACCGAAAAAGCCUGGUUCUACGUUAGGUAAAAUUAUUGGCGCCAAACAAAGGACACUAGACUCAAUAAGUUCAACCAAUGAACCUACUGGUCUUCCUGGUUCUGUUAUAAGUCGUGCAAGACGGGGUACAGUUACAAGCAUUUCGGAAGACGACUCAGAACCUACAAAGCCAUUGAAAACAGGAAUAUUAGGAAAACUCAAGGGCGUUCUUGAAGCUCCAAUUAUCGAUGAAUCAAACGAAAGAUCCAUUAGAACUCCAGCCAAGCCAGCAUUUAGAAGUAAACAACUCUUAUCCAAAGACCAGACUAUAGAGCCUACCGAAGAUACGUCUAAGAAACUGGAUCAACCUGAAAAGUCGAAACUUGAAGAUAAGGAAACUGAAAUCAAGGGAACUUUAUUGAAGCUUCCCGCAAUUAUAAAACGCAAGGAUCAACAGACAACAUCUGAUGACAAUGUGUUCACAGAUAAUACAACAGAUGUCAAAGAAAACAACCCGCCUAGCCUCAGUAUGAAAAACCCAAAGAACUUCUUUCAAACUCCAAAUAAAGGAAUUAGUAAAACAUUGUCUAAUUUAAAACUCGAUAAAACAAAAACAUCAACGAUGAUCUCUGAAGUACCAAGAUCCCCUACUCAUACCGAAAAAUCAAGUGCUACCACGCAAGAGCGGAAGUCACGUAAGCGAAAGCGACUGACGUCUGCUUUAUUAAUUUCACAAGCAAAAGCCUCCGAUGGUGCAGUUCCACUCCCCCUCAUAAGUACAGAAAACAUGAGUCGACCAUUCUUUUACUGGAACGGAUUACGAGAGGAGGAUUAUGUUCUACCUUUACUGGAUCAAGUUUCGAAACACAAAGGUGCAACUUCUAGAGACAGGGCUAUCAAAUCUUUGACAAUUGCAAAUUCGUUCAAAGAAAAACCAUGGCUUGCUCAAGUGCGCAUGGCAACAUCUUUAACAUGUCAUUCGUUACGACGUUCAAUGCUUAGUGAUAUUGAAGAUGACAAUCAAACAAUUUGAAAAUAGAUUUAAAUGCAUUUAAGUCGAAUAAUUCAUUGUAUAUCAUGAGUGUUUGCAUGAAUCCGUAUUAGUAAUGUGUCGAUGAAAGUCCUAUUAUAUUAUUCUAGAUGCAAAAGAUAUGAAUAUAUAUAUUUUUUUAAAGAAAACAUUUACUGUAAGGCCGUUAUAAAGUACUAUAUGUGUAAGGAUACAGACAGGAAUAUAUUUAUUUAUAUGUUGAGGUUAGAAAAAGGGAUAAUUAAAUUUGCAUAUAUAUAUUCGUGAUGUCUAAGCAAAAAUCCUUUCCUUCUCUCUUUGAAUAAUGGGAGAUUUGGCCUUUACAUCAUUGAGACAGAUACAUGCACCCAGCGAACGAUAACGUGCUCAGUUUACAAUAAAAUCUAAUUU
Mytilus trossulus (common blue mussel) is the source of this 3213-nucleotide messenger RNA. RefSeq lists its product as uncharacterized. Lineage: Eukaryota; Metazoa; Mollusca; Bivalvia; Mytilida; Mytilidae. The transcript is spliced from 2 exons. Gene Ontology annotation, molecular function: protein binding. The record is from RefSeq and is a predicted model, not a curated record. The coding region runs from base 430 to 2826 and encodes 798 amino acids.